This is a messenger RNA of Empidonax traillii (willow flycatcher), 2454 nucleotides long. It is a transcript of the gene FZD7, whose product is annotated as frizzled class receptor 7. Lineage: Eukaryota; Metazoa; Chordata; Aves; Passeriformes; Tyrannidae. Gene Ontology annotation, cellular component: plasma membrane. Gene Ontology annotation, molecular function: Wnt-protein binding; Wnt receptor activity. The record is from RefSeq and is a predicted model, not a curated record. The transcript has a single exon. Gene Ontology annotation, biological process: non-canonical Wnt signaling pathway; canonical Wnt signaling pathway. Bases 95 to 1816 code for a protein of 573 amino acids.
CCGCCGCCCUCCGGGCGCUGAUGCCCCUGGGGCGUCGCGCCGGCCGCCUCUGAAGGAUUUCCUGAGGCUCUCCGCGACCCCGGCCGCCCCGGCGAUGAGAGCCGGAGGAGGAUGCGGCGGAGCGGCUGCCGCCAGCUGCCCCUGGCUGGGACUGGCCGCCCUGCUGGUCGCCCUGCUCGGGACCCCCGCGGGCGCGGCAUCGCAGCAGUACCACGGCGAGAAGGGCAUCUCCGUGCCGGACCACGGUUUCUGCCAACCCAUCUCCAUCCCGCUCUGCACGGAUAUCGCCUACAACCAGACCAUCCUGCCCAACCUGCUGGGCCACACCAACCAGGAGGACGCGGGGCUGGAGGUGCACCAGUUCUACCCGCUGGUCAAGGUGCAGUGUUCGCCCGAGCUCAAGUUCUUCCUCUGCUCCAUGUACGCGCCGGUGUGCACCGUGCUGGAGCAGGCCAUCCCGCCCUGCCGCUCCCUCUGCGAGCGGGCCCGGCAGGGCUGCGAGGCGCUCAUGAACAAGUUCGGCUUCCAGUGGCCAGAGAGGCUCCGCUGCGAGAACUUCCCUGUCCACGGUGCGGGUGAGAUCUGCGUGGGGCAGAACACGUCAGAUGCCCCACCAGGGCCUGGCGGUGCGGCGGGCCGGGGGGCCACUGCCCACCCCACGGCUGGCUACCUCCCUGACUUUCCCACCCCGCCACAGCCGCCCUCUGGCUUCUCCUUCUCCUGCCCGCGGCAGCUCAAAGUGCCCUCUUACUUGGGCUACCGGUUCCUGGGGGAGCGGGACUGCGGUGCCCCCUGUGAGCCGGCCCGGCCCAACGGGCUCAUGUACUUCAAGGAGGCGGAGGUGCGAUUUGCCCGGCUGUGGGUGGGUGUGUGGUCCGUGCUCUGCUGCGCCUCCACCCUCUUCACCGUGCUCACCUAUCUGGUAGACAUGCGCCGUUUCAGCUACCCGGAGCGGCCCAUCAUCUUCCUCUCGGGCUGCUAUUUCAUGGUGGCAGUGGCCUACGCAGCGGGCUUCCUGCUGGAGGAGCGGGUGGUGUGUCUGGAGCGCUUCUCCGAGGAUGGCUACCGCACUGUGGCCCAAGGCACCAAGAAAGAAGGCUGCACCAUUCUCUUCAUGAUCCUCUACUUCUUCGGCAUGGCCAGCUCUAUCUGGUGGGUCAUCCUGUCCCUCACCUGGUUCCUGGCUGCAGGCAUGAAGUGGGGCCACGAGGCCAUCGAGGCCAACUCCCAGUAUUUCCACCUGGCUGCCUGGGCUGUGCCUGCUGUCAAAACCAUCACCAUCUUGGCCAUGGGGCAGGUGGAUGGGGAUGUACUCAGUGGGGUGUGUUACGUAGGUAUCUACAGUGUGGACUCACUGAGGGGCUUUGUGCUGGCGCCCUUGUUUGUGUAUCUCUUCAUUGGCACUUCCUUCCUGCUGGCUGGCUUUGUGUCCUUGUUUCGCAUCCGCACCAUCAUGAAGCACGAUGGCACCAAGACGGAGAAGCUGGAGAAGCUGAUGGUGCGCAUUGGUGUCUUCAGUGUCCUCUACACGGUGCCUGCCACCAUUGUCCUGGCAUGCUACUUCUACGAGCAGGCCUUCCGUGGCACCUGGGAGAAGACGUGGCUCCUCCAGACCUGCAAAACGUACGCCGUGCCCUGUCCCAGCCACUUUGCCCCUAUGAGCCCAGACUUCACCGUCUUCAUGAUCAAGUACCUCAUGACCAUGAUUGUUGGGAUCACGACUGGCUUCUGGAUCUGGUCUGGCAAAACCCUUCAGUCCUGGCGACGCUUCUACCACAGACUCAGCACCGGCAGCAAAGGCGAGACAGCAGUAUGAGACCCCCUGUCCCCUCUGGCACACACACACUCACGCAUGCACACAUGCAGAGGAGACAGAUACUCGGCAGAAGGGCAGGGCAAUGGUUCCCUGAAGAGGGAGGAAGGGAGGCAAUUCCAAACUUUUUCUUCCUCACAGAAGGUUUGAACAAAAGAUAUAAUUAUUGCAUAAAGGAUCAGUCAAACUGUGUUCAGUGGUGCUUAGGCCCAGCUAAGUGGAAGAGGACUGAAAAAGAGGCCACUGGUGGGAUGGGAGAGUCGUUCAUUCCAGAAGUCCCUCUACUUCUCUCUACCCCUUGCUACCCCUGUCCAGGAAAAAAAACUCCAACCCAACUAAAAUCAUCCUGCCUUGCUUUGGACAAGAGGGAGGGGAAGCCAGAUCUGUUGAGCUACCGCUGCCGAGAGGGAGCCCAAUAAUCCCUGAGUUGCCGGGGCCAAACUGCAGCGCGGGCAGGGUAACUCCCGAGCCCGACUCGCUGCCUGCUCCUUCCAGCUCGGCGGAGCCAUCACGUGAGUACUGCACAGCCGGCUACAGCCCGACCGUGUGCCGGGGAGAUGCCUCUGUUCUGUCAGCUCACAAGUUCCUUUUUACCUCACUGAUACCUGUUGUAAUUGUUUUAAAGUAAAAACUUGGCCCUC